This is a messenger RNA of Arachis duranensis, 2009 nucleotides long. RefSeq names its product CDK5RAP3-like protein. The transcript is spliced from 9 exons. Gene Ontology annotation, biological process: regulation of mitotic cell cycle; regulation of cyclin-dependent protein serine/threonine kinase activity. Bases 167 to 1717 code for a protein of 516 amino acids. The record is from RefSeq and is a predicted model, not a curated record. Lineage: Eukaryota; Viridiplantae; Streptophyta; Magnoliopsida; Fabales; Fabaceae. Gene Ontology annotation, cellular component: endomembrane system.
UACUCAGAAUUAAAUUGAAAUCAGUUCAGUCGAGAAUUCAAUUCAAUUUUCAUCUCCAAAAAUUAGUAUAAUCAAAGGCGGAAAACCCAUAAUCCCAAGAAAAAAAAAAACAUUUCUCGGUGUCUUGUUUUGCUUCUCAGUUGAGUGGACUUGGCGAUCCCUUGCAAUGCAAACACCCGAUGACGUUCGCAACCUCCCCAUCGACAUCACUUUUUCUCGUCUCGGAGAAUGGUUGGUCGAUCGCAAAAGGGUACCAGCAGAUUGGCGGAAGCGUGUGGCCGCCAUCCGGGCUCGAAUUUCCAAGGAAUUCUCAUCCCUUCCAAAGGAUUCUGAUCCCUAUUUUCAAACCCUAGACCCUGAAGGAGUUGGUUAUUUGGAGGCCAAACAGAUAUAUGAUAUUCUCUUAAAGUCCACUCCAGAGAGCCGGAACUUAUUUGGCCGCCUAUCGGGUGCUGCUGGUGCCUGGGAGGCGAUUGUCCGAUCUUUUGAGAAAGAUCAUGUGUUUCUUGGUGAGGCUGCACAGAUUAUGACUCAAAAUGUAAACUAUGAAAUCCCGUAUCAGAGAAAACAGGUGCAGAAGAUUCAACAGCAAUUGCUAGAACUAGAUCGCAAGGAAGCUGAUAUAAAAAGAAGUGCAGCUCUCUCAGCGGCUAAAUAUGCAGAAGCUUGUCAGGAGCUAGGCCUACAGGUUACAUUAGUGGAGGGUUUUGAGCCUUAUAGAUCUUCUGUAACUGUGCUACAAAACCUGACGAGCAUGCGUGAAAAUCUGCCAUCUUUGAAUGUUUCAGUUGGAUCUGAGAUUAAUAAUGUUACUGUUCACUCAAGCAACAAUGAACUAGAUCCAUUAGUGAGCAAUGUGGAAGUUGCCAUUCCAGACGUUGACUGGGAUAUUUCAGUGGAUAGUUCACAGAUUGAUUGGGACAUUGGAACAGUAGAAGAAACGGAUGAUACCAGUAAUGGGUUGGGUCCUUAUGAAAUCAUUAAUGCCUCUGAUGCCAUACAGACUGCACCAGUGGAGGAUGUCAGAUCAGAUCCAACAAAUCAAGAACUAGGGAUAUCUUGGGAUAUCAGUGUUGAGGCUCCUCAAGCUGAUGUGAUUGAUGAUAUUAAUGCCCAAACUCCAUUAGUGGAAAGUCAAGCUUCUCUUCCAGAUACUCUAUCUCAAUUGACAGAAAACAAGGAUGAAAGGAGCCAGCUCCUAGACACAGAAUACAGAAAUAAGGUUCUUGAUGAUAUAUAUGAGUUAAAAUCCUUUUUAAAUCAACGAUUGGCUGAGUUGAGCAAUGCGGAAACUUUAUCCUUACAACAUCAAGUCCAGGCUGUUGCUCCUUUUGUACUACAGCAGUAUGCUCCUGAUGCUAUAGAUAAAAUGCAAAGUGAUGUUUCAUUGGCAAUUUCAUUGCUGACGAAUAGGAAGACAAGGGAUCUGAUUAUGAUUCUCAACUCCAGAAGAUUUCUAGACAGGCUAGUGAAUUCAUUGGAGGAAAAGAAACAUCAUGAAGUGAAGUUGAAAGAUGGUUUGAAGGAUUUGGCUACUAAACGUAUGGAACUGCAGAAUUCUUUAUCUUCAUCGUGGCCAAAACAAGAAGCGGCGUUGGCAAAAACAAAGGAGCUGAAGAAACUGUGUGAGACUACACUUUCAUCCAUGUUUGACGGAAGACCAGUUAAUAUAAUCGGAGAGAUCAACACUCUUUUGAGUAGUGGCUUUGGAGCAUGAAGAGAAGCUUCUUCUGAUAAUGAUGAAGCCUUAGGUGGAUAAGCUAGACAAGAUAGCUGAAGAAUGAGGUGUAUGAUUGGAUAGAUACUUUUCUUUGGUACAGUUGCGUGCUGGCGUUAAAUGUUUAGUGACAAUGUCAAGAAUCUUUGCUGAUAAAUGUUUGGUGACAAGUGACAAGCUGUGAAUGAAAGUAACCUUUGGUACUGUCAUUUGAAAUUGUGUCAUCCGAUUCCGUCAAAUUAUAUCAAAUUUCAAGUUCCUCGUAUUAAGAGAAACAAUUAUUUUUUUUCUC